UGUUUAAAUGAGCUGUUGAUACCAUAAAAGGAAAACUAAUAAAAUACAUUAAGUGUUAGACCAUAACUUGUCAAGAACUCUCGUCUAUUGAAGCAAAAGUGUACCAAGGACUAAUGAAUAGCAGGUUACAUACAACUGAGAAGGUGGUAGAUUCUAGCAAUCUUACAUACCAUAUACUCGACCUUUUUCUGAAAGGAAGUAAGUGGACAGAAGAGAUGACAGAAAGAAAUGGUUUAACAUGGCUGCCUGUAGACAUCAACAGGAGUGUAGAAGAAAGAUGUAGAGAAAUGUUUACCGGUCUUUGGCCCUCCGUCCUGUUUACUGCAGCAGAGGUUGCUGUAGGUGUUCCAGGAAACCUUCUGGUCUUCUUUGUCUACCUGAAACCUUUAGGUGCCAGUUCCACCCGGGUGUUCAUCCUGGCCAUGGCCGUGUGCGACUUGCUGUGUAACAUCGUCAGUAUGCCGUUGAUCAUUUUUCAUCUGAGAUAUUUCUUUAACUCUGUUGAUAAUCCAACCUGCAAAUUCAUGCAAUUUUCGUGGAGAUUUCCAACAUUCGUGUCCGUCGGGUUGCUGGUGUGUGUGGCCAUUGAUCGUCAUCGUCGCAUUUGUUUUCCUUUCAAGACUCAGAUGAGGGAGCGCCAAGCGAUGAUCAUAAUGCUGGUCACAUUAGUUCUUGUUUGUCUGCUUAUUUUGCCUUUUGUGUUUAUUUACGGUCAGAAUCGAAGGAAAUAUAACGGGGCUGUUGCAUGCGAUAUUGAAGAAGAAGAUGUGCAGUCACCAUGGAGAACACUCACUACCAUCUUACUGACAUUAUUCUUUCUGACAGCACUUACUACUCUUGCAGGAUGCUACAUCCAUAUCACUUACAAAGUUCGAGAAUUAAAAAGAAACAGACAAAGAACUGACAUUAGCCAGAAAGAUGAAGACAACCGUGACCAGCAACCAAGGAUUGACAAUCCUUGUUCUGAUUCCAGAGAGAAACACUCAACUUGUGAAUCUCAAUCAGAUGCGAAAAAAUGCGAUUCAAAUAUUUCCUCUGAUAUGAGAGAAUGGUCAAGGUGUGCUUCUUUACAGAUGCUGGAUGCCAUUGAAGAGACUGUUACAACCGAGUACCUUCCUCCCCUUGAAGUGUCAUCAGUGUCACCUGUGUCAUGGGCUGUAGGAAGCACAGUUGUUGAGUCACAAGCCUCCAAUAACUUGACAGUUGAGAGUACGUCUGGAGACAAGAACACUUUAAGAAUGACAAAGAAUAAUAGAGAGAACUACAAGACACGCAGGAGUCCGAAGAAGCAUGGAUGGCAGAAACAAACAAGAUUUUCUAAAACCACACUAAUGAUGCUAGUGCUCACCUUGACAACUAUCGUUAAUUUUCUUCCCUCCAUCAUUAUUGAGGUCCAAGAGCUAGACUGCCCAGCUUACAUGGAUAAUCUUGUCAGGCUGAACUUUUGCUUCGUGGCUUACUUCUUUGCGUAUCUCAACAGUGUCAUCAAUCCCUUCAUCUACAGCUUCUGCAAUCCAAAGUUUCGCCUGCAGUGUCGGUUGUUUAUUCUCAGUCUCUACAAUCGUAUUGCUUCUGGGAUAAGAUGCUGUUCAGCAAAAUAA
This is a messenger RNA of Pomacea canaliculata, 1601 nucleotides long. RefSeq names its product D(2) dopamine receptor B-like. Gene Ontology annotation, cellular component: membrane. The record is from RefSeq and is a predicted model, not a curated record. Bases 114 to 1601 code for a protein of 495 amino acids. Gene Ontology annotation, biological process: neuropeptide signaling pathway. Gene Ontology annotation, molecular function: G protein-coupled peptide receptor activity. NCBI's taxonomy places the organism in Eukaryota, Metazoa, Mollusca, Gastropoda, Architaenioglossa, Ampullariidae. The transcript has 2 exons.